Penicillium brevicompactum is the source of this 1632-nucleotide messenger RNA. Its product is annotated as ankyrin repeat domain-containing protein. Gene Ontology annotation, molecular function: protein binding. Gene Ontology annotation, cellular component: cytoplasm; nucleus. The annotation marks the transcript as partial. The record is from RefSeq and is a predicted model, not a curated record. The transcript has 3 exons. NCBI's taxonomy places the organism in Eukaryota, Fungi, Ascomycota, Eurotiomycetes, Eurotiales, Aspergillaceae.
AUGGCCGAGGUGAUCGGUACUGUUGCAGCGGUCUUGCAACUGGCCCAAGCAGUCGCCUCAACAGCCCUCGAAGUCUACGAUUUCUUUUCCGUGAUUCAGAAUGCCCCACGAGAAAUCCGGGUCAUCAAUACAGAUGUGCAUGCAUUUUACAUGCUUGUCAAUAAUUUGGCAACAUCCUUACUAAGUCCCAGUGUUGUGGCCGCUGUUGCUGACGAUGCCGAGAUUGAGACUGCCCUCAAGACCUUACUUGAACCUAUGAGGAAUUGCCGUGUGGUGUUGAACCGCAUGAAAGAUAAGCUCAGUCCUCAUUUGAAGCCAGAUAUGUCUACAGCCCAGGCCGCUGGUCAAGAUUCAGAAGGUGGCAGUUCGAUUUCAGCUGAACGAUUGCGAAUGAGAAGCGGGAAUGUGAGUUGGUACUUCAAAAGGAGAGAAGUUUUUGCUACGGCUCUCGAGUUGGAAAGAACCAAAGCAACCUUUGGGGCUACUAUGGGAGGUAUCACAAUGAUCCUGGUGCUCAAGGGAGCAAGUUUGAAGGAUCAGCCAAGGAAGAUGGCCUAUAAGCACGAGUUCGAUCAAGACGCCGGCUCAGCGUUGAAGGUUUACGCCACUUCUGUAUUCGAGGUUGGAGAGGAUGACCGAUCAGUCAAUGAGUCCACGGAAUCCUUUUCCACCAAAGUGGGCAGCUCAACCACCGGCCUUUCAGCAGACCCAGUUCUCGCCGAAGAGCUCAAAGCAGGAGUCAACAGCAGAUCCAAAUUUGUUGUGGAAGCUGUCCUCCAACAUGUGCACGUCGAUGUUCGAGAUUCAAAGGGCAGAACUGCCUUAUCAUAUGCGGCGGAGAAUGGGCAAAUCGAAAUCACGGAGUUGCUGCUUGAAAGGGGCGCCCUAGUAUCGGCCCGGCAUUACAGUCUCAGUAGCUGCCAUCGCGAUAGUGGAAAGAGCCCGAUACAUUGGGCCGCCAUGAAAGGACACAGAAACAUUGUUGAGCUGCUCUUGCAGUACGGUGCUAAUCCAAAUGCGAGGACAACAUCUGGACGCACCCCGAUACAAGAAGCUUCGGCGGCGGGCCAUAAUGACCUUGUGGCGUUUUUCAUUUCCAAAAAGGUGAACAUCCACGCUCAGGCUUACUCCGAUGGCUGGUCGUGCUUGCACGAGGUUGUGUUCUUGAGGAAUAUCCCAGGAGUCAGGCUCUUGGUUGACGGCGGAGCCCUCUUGAAUGUUCAAAUCACAAGUUCCAAAGCACCACUACAUCUCGCGGUGGUUCAGCAAAGCAUUUCCAUAAUGGAGAUACUACUCCAAGCCGGAGCUGAUCCGAACAUACCAAUGAAUGAAGACAUCACACCGCUUCAUCUAGCUGCUGCGGCAGGAUGGACUUUGGGUAUCGAACUCCUCGUCCGAUUCGGCGCUGAAUUGGAUGCAAAAGAUUCUUUGACACAUGAGACACCGCUCCACAAGGCGGCCAGAAAUCGUGAACUGCAUGGUGUUCAAAAGCUUCUCGAAUUGGGAGCCAAUCCAGAAGAAACAAACUGUGAUGGGCAGAACUAUGAAGAUAUCUCGAAUUGUGCUCAAGCGAGCCCACAAGACUGGGCUGUGGACAGCUAUCGAGGUGCAUAUCUCAUGUCAUUACACGCA